ACAGUCCUGCCUGUUUCUCCUUCCAUCCUCUCUCUCCUCCUCCUCCAUCCUCCAUCCUCCUCCUCCUCCUCCUCCUCCUCCUCCUCUUUAUCUCUGGGAUGCCGGGCUGUGGUUGAGUGUAAGCCCGUGACCAGACUGAAGCUGGGGAAACUAAAGGUGGUGCGGCGGCAGCUGCUGCAACGGUAUGAACACCAGCCGUUUGUCUCCUGUCUGGCCGGCCUCUACGGUUGCCAAUGGAGACGAUACCAAAGAGCCCGAGCACAGCCAGGAGAGUGCUGUUGCAGCAGGGUGGAGUGUGGCAGUUUGGGCCUCUUGAUUCUCACCUUCUUCCUGAGCUUUUUAUUCCUCUAUUUCUGGAGUGAAGCUCAGAACGACUACAUCGACUUUGACUGGUUUAACUUUGGGACUCUGGGUUUCUGGUUUCCCUGGUCUCGGGUCCUGCUGGUUGUUGCUGCUGCUCUCUUCGCAUACAUCGCCUUACUAUUGGUGCUGGCAGUGUGUCUUCUCUCUGAGAGUCAGAGGCUGUACCUUCACUGGAGCCACAAGACCGGCAUCGUGGUGGCGUUGGCGUUCUCCGUCACAGCCACCGCCAUCUUGUCCGACGUUUGCAGCAAAGAAUGGAAGACUCUCCUUCUUUCCCUGCAGGUCACAGCCCCGUUCCUGCAUGUGGCCGCUGUCUUGCUGAUGGUGGUCCUGUCCUGGCCAAUAGCGUUGCAUUUCUUUCGCAUGAACAAGAAAGUGCGUCAGGUGGCUACCUUAGGUCUCUACCUGUCCGUGCUGUUCUCACUCUACCUGGUCCCUCUGGGGAUGUACUCCCCCUGCAUUAAAGAGGCAGGAACCCUGGGACCCCCCCCGACCCUCAUAGGACACAGAGGAGCUCCGAUGCUUGCUCCGGAAAAUACUGUCAUGUCGUUUGAGAAGGCCGUGGAAGCUGGAGGAGAAGGACUGGAGACCGACGUUACCAUCAGUUAUGACGGUGUUCCCUUCCUGAUGCAUGACUCCACUCUGAAGAGAACCACCAAUGUCGCUGAGGUUUUCCCAAAUCGAACACACCUCGAUGCCUCAAUGUUCAGCUGGGCCGAGCUACAGCAGCUGAAUGCUGGCAACUGGUUCCUAUUGAGGGAUCCAUUUGGGACCGUGUCCUCCUUGUCUGAGGCGGACUACUCCCGGGCCCAGAACCAGUCCGUUCCCUCGCUGGCCCAGUUUCUGGAGGUAGCGGCCUCUAGCGGAAGACUGGUGCUGUUUGACCUGCACAAGCCACCGUACGGACAUCCCUACAGUCAGUCGUACAUCAACACCACUCUACAGGUGGUGCAGGCCCACAUCAACUCCUCACAGGUGCUGUGGCUUCCUUCUGAGGACCGGGAUCUGGUCCAGGCGGUGGACCCAGAGCUGCAGCAGACCUCUGGAGAAAAGGCUUCUAUUCAGGAGCUGACCGACGGCCACAUCAACAGGCUGAACCUGCACUACAGCACCAUCUCACAACAGCAGUUCAGUAAGUACCAGUCAGUGAACAUCAGCACCAACCUGUAUGUGAUCAGCCAGCAGUGGCUCUACACUCUGGCCUGGUGUGCCGGAGCUCAGUCCGUCACCACCAACUCCAUCCACAUCCUGUCCAACGUCAACAAGCCGCUCUUCCUCAUGACUCCAGAGGAAUACAGUUUGAUGUGGAUUCUGACCGAUACUGUAUCGGCAUUCGUCAUCAUUGCUGUUUUCUUAUUCCAUUGGUGCCGAGAGAGAGACCUGGCUGGCACCCCUUGA
Etheostoma cragini (Arkansas darter) is the source of this 1761-nucleotide messenger RNA. It is a transcript of the gene gdpd4a, whose product is annotated as glycerophosphodiester phosphodiesterase domain containing 4a. The transcript is spliced from 16 exons. Gene Ontology annotation, cellular component: membrane. Gene Ontology annotation, biological process: lipid metabolic process. NCBI's taxonomy places the organism in Eukaryota, Metazoa, Chordata, Actinopteri, Perciformes, Percidae. Gene Ontology annotation, molecular function: glycerophosphodiester phosphodiesterase activity. The record is from RefSeq and is a predicted model, not a curated record. The annotation marks the transcript as partial.